UUUACAUAUUCAAAAUGAAACCAACAACUCCAGACUAGAUCAAGAGCGAGCUAGCUCUUUACCUUGACGCGAGUACGCAAAGAGAUAAGAACGAUGGGUAUUCAUAAUUCCGAUGAUAGCUCGGCUGCCACUUUCGUAAUCAAGAAUCCGACGAUUAAGUUCACAAAGCUGUUCAUCAAUGGAGAAUUUGUUGAUUCCAUUUCAGGAAAAACAUUCGAGACGAUAGACCCAAGAACAGGAGAUGCGAUAACGAGAGUUGCAGAAGGAGAUAAGGAAGAUGUUGAUUUAGCAGUGAAGGCUGCUCGUCAAGCUUUUGACCACGGUCCAUGGCCACGCUUGCCUGGCUCUGCGAGAGGAAGGAUAAUGAUGAAAUUUGCGGACUUGAUUGAGGAAAAUGUAGAAGAACUAGCUGCCUUGGAAACAUUGGAUGCUGGUAAAUUGUUCAGUGUGAACAAGGCCAGGGACAUUCCUCACGCAGCAAGUUCUCUGCGUUACUAUGCAGGUGCAGCUGAUAAAAUACAUGGAGAGGUGCUAAAAAUGUCACGUGAACUUCAUGGAUACACUUUGCAAGAACCUAUCGGUGUCGUGGGACAAAUCAUUCCUUGGAAUUAUCCUUCGGUCAUGUUCUUCUUGAAGGUUAGCCCUGCUUUAGCCGCCGGUUGCACUAUGAUCAUCAAGCCUGCUGAGCAAACUCCUCUGACAGCUCUGUACUAUGCUCAUCUUGCAAAGCUGGCUGGUAUUCCUGAUGGAGUGCUCAACGUUGUAACCGGAUUAGGAUCAAAUGCCGGGGCUGCCAUUAGCUCUCACAUGGACAUUGAUGCGGUCAGUUUUACUGGGUCCACAGAAGUUGGACGUAAAAUAUUGCAAGCUGCCGCUACAAGCAAUUUGAAAGUGGUGUCACUUGAAUUAGGUGGCAAGUCGCCUCUCAUAAUUUUCGAUGACGCCGAUGUUGAUAUAGCUGCUGAUCUUGCUCUCUUUGGUGCCUUGUAUAACAAGGGAGAAAUAUGCGUUGCAAGUUCUCGUGUUUACGUUCAAGAAGGGAUAUACGAUGAAUUUGUGAAGAAGUUGGUGAAAAAGGCAAAAACUUGGGUGGUUGGGGAUCCAUUUGAUCCUAAAGUCCAACAAGGACCACAGAUCGAUAAGAUGCAACAUGAAAAAGUUCUUUCCUAUAUAGAGCAUGGCAAGAGAGAAGGAGCCACACUGCUAACCGGUGGCAGAUCCUUGGGUGAAAAAGGAUAUUUCAUUGAGCCUACAAUUUUCAGUGAUGUAAACGAAGAAAUGCUGAUAGCGAAAGAUGAAAUAUUUGGACCUGUUAUGGCGCUAGCCAAGUUCAAAACUAUUGAGGAGGCGAUUAAGAGGGCCAACAACACUAGAUAUGGGCUAGCAGCAGGGAUCGUGACAAAGGACUUGAAUGUGGCUAACACUGUCUCAAGAUCAAUCCGUGCAGGCACCAUUUGGAUAAAUUGCUAUUUUGCUUUUGACAAUGACAUCCCUUUUGGAGGGUAUAAGAUGAGUGGGUUUGGAAAAGAUUAUGGAUUGGAUGCCCUUCACAAGUAUCUUCAAGUUAAAUCUGUUGUAACUCCCCUUUAUAAUACUCCCUGGCUUUGAAUUAAUAUUCCUUAAUUCAGGCCUCCCAACAAUCUGGAAAAUAAUGAGGUAGCGGCGUAUAAUGUGCCCUGCUCGACCGAGAUAAAGUACUAUAUUUAUCAUAAAUAUAUAGCCAGUACUGUUAUCUGUUGUAAGUUUGAACUAGUUGAUUAAUCAUUCAUGUGUUUGUGGUACAGCGAGUUCAUGUUUAA
Messenger RNA from Juglans microcarpa x Juglans regia, 1799 nucleotides. RefSeq names its product aldehyde dehydrogenase family 2 member C4-like. NCBI's taxonomy places the organism in Eukaryota, Viridiplantae, Streptophyta, Magnoliopsida, Fagales, Juglandaceae. The transcript has 9 exons. Gene Ontology annotation, molecular function: aldehyde dehydrogenase (NAD+) activity. Bases 94 to 1608 code for a protein of 504 amino acids. The record is from RefSeq and is a predicted model, not a curated record.